AUGCUCCUGCUGCUCCUGGAUGUCUUGCGAGCAAAGAGCAGCGGAUACAGCGGCGUACACGGGUCAUAUAACGUCGCAGCGCGACACGGUGCACACCCGGUUCUCCCCCUCACGUUCAUUCAUCUCAUCACUACUUCUUCACCUUACUUCACCACAGCUGUUGUUCCCCCCCGCCGCCCUGGACGUUCGCCCCAUCUAACCGCUGACCCGCUCGAAACACCCAUCAUGUCCAAAGAGGGCAUUACUCACUACGAGGGGUACUCGCCAUACACCUUCGAGGACCCCCACAGCCCGGUCGAGAAGCACCGCCCGCUGGCCGAGAACGGCCUCGACGGCGCCGUCACGAACGAGAAUGAGCUCAACCAGGGUUUCUCUUUCGCGCUCAUGCUCGGUGGAGCAUGGGCAAACUUGUUCAACACGCUUUCCACCACAAUCGUGUUCGGCGGGCUCGCCGAGUUCACGUCUAGCUGGCCGACAUCGUCUGGGCCGCAGGAGUGGGCGUUCCAGCUCUUCCCGCGCAAGAUGAAGCGCGCCGGGUCGUACUUUGUCGCCUGGUCGCUGUCGUGUCUCUACCUCUUUGCCACGAUGGCGAGCACGGUCAUUGUGUCCAAGCAGAUUGCUGGUUUGGCCGCGUACCGCGACCCGACCUACGUCCCUGAGGCGGUUCAUGUCUGGGCCAUCAAUGUCGGCAUUCUCUUCGUGUGCGCGCUCAUCAACCUCUUUGGCAUCCGCGCAAUGCACUCUAUUCAGACUUUCUCGCUGUGCUGGUUCAUCUGUGGCUUUUUCGUGUGGCUCAUCGUACCCCUCGUCAAGGCCAAGAACACCGUGGGCUACACCCCCGCCAAGGAGGUGUUCACCAACAAUGACCUCAACCUCUCUGGCUGGAGCAACUUUAUCGCGUUCAUGAUCGGGACCGCAGGCGUUAGUGCCGGCUACGGUAUCCCUGAUGCAGUGACGCACAUUGCAGAGGAGACGAAGCGCCCCGAAGUUGACCUCCCCAAGAUCAUGAUCAUGUCGCCCCUCAUCUCCCUCGUCACCGCGACGGGCAUGUGCCUUGCUUUCCUCUUCUGCAACGUGCCCCAGAUCACCAUGGCGCUCUCGCCCACCGGCGUCCCCUUCAUCGACUUCCUCGACGCCACCGUUGGCAACCGCGCUGGCGUGACGGUCAUGGUCGUCAUUCUGAUCUAUGCCCAGUUCGUCGCCUGUCUCGAGUGCCAGCUCGCCUCCUCGCGUACCCUCUUCACCUUUGCGCGCGAGGGCGGCGCCUUCUUCCCCUCCAUCCUGGGCCGCGUCAACCUCACCCUCCAGGUUCCCGUCUGGACGGUCCUCUUCAACUUUGUCUUCUGUGCCGCCCUGACGCUGCUUCUCCUCGGCUCCGAGACCGCGCUCAACGUCUUCCUCAACUGCUCCGGAACCCUCGCGCUGUGCACUUACGGCCCCCUCUUCAUUGCCAGCAUUGCGUCCCGCCGCAGGUUCUUCAAGGGCCCCUUCUCCCUCGGCCGGUGGGGAUUCUUCAUCAACAUCACCGCCCUCGUCUACCUCGUCUUUGUCGUCAUCUUCUGGUUCUUCCCGUACAUGAAGGCAUGGAAGGGGGACAACAGCAUGUUCAACUACAACAUCGCCAUCGUGCCCGGUGUCAUGCUCCUGGGCUUGCUCGCCUGGUUCGCGAGCGGCCGCAGGACGUACCUGACGCACCGCACGCUGAUCUAA
Molecule: messenger RNA, 1710 nt
Organism: Trichosporon asahii var. asahii CBS 2479
Lineage: Eukaryota; Fungi; Basidiomycota; Tremellomycetes; Trichosporonales; Trichosporonaceae
Exons: 4
Coding region: 1-1710 (569 amino acids)
Biological process (GO): transmembrane transport
Cellular component (GO): membrane
Molecular function (GO): transmembrane transporter activity
Source: RefSeq, a predicted model, not a curated record